GUAACAAUACAUUAAGCGGCUCGACCGAUACGCUUGACCCGAGGAACAAUUCAUUCACCAAAAAUCACCGGAUACGCUUGGUUAUAUCAGAGGGAAAAGAUGAAGCUGAAUCACUCGAGCUUCACCACCUUCUUCAACUUUUAACAAUUAUGGCCACUUCUGAUUCUCAGCGUCGCUGCGUAUUUGUUGGGAAUAUACCAUAUGAUGCUACUGAAGAGCAACUAAUUCAAAUCUGUGAGGAAGUUGGACCAGUUGUUUCCUUCAGAUUAGUGAUUGAUAGAGAAACUGGGAAACCAAAAGGUUAUGGAUUCUGUGAAUACAAGGAUGAAGAGACUUCCUUGAGUGCUCGUCGCAACCUUCAGGGUUACGAGAUAAAUGGACGGCAGCUAAGAGUUGAUUUUGCUGAAAAUGAUAAAAAUUCUGACAGAAAUCGUGAACAGGGUCGCGGCGGACCUGGCAUGGUCGCGAAUGCUGAUCCCAAAAAGCACAUUGGGGGAUCAGCUGUCCCUGUGGAUUCUGCACAUCAGCAGCCAUUAGGCAUGCCAGUAGCUAUGACUGCUGCAGCCGUUAUGGCGGGGGCUCUUGGAGCUUCUCAGAGUGGCAGCUCAUUCAGUCAGUCUGGAGUAGAUCCUUUAACAUUACAUAUUUCCAAAUUGUCUAGGAGCCAACUGAAUGAUGUUAUGUCUGAGUUUAAGGCAAUGUGUACACAAAACAAGGAACAGACACGCCAACUGCUGCUAGCAAUUCCAAAUUUGUCAAAAGCUCUUUUUCAGGCACAGCUAAUACUGGGAAUGGUAACUCAAUCAAUGUUGCAGACCCCAAAUAUUCGGCAGUCUGCUGUACCUCAGAUGCAGCCAUUGUUGCUAGAUAGUCAGCGAAGUCAACAACUAGCAACUCAGUCUCUUCCUGGGUUACCCCCACUUCCCCCUAGUUUACUCCCCCAGGCACGGCCUCAGAUUCAACCAGCGCAACCAGGGCAGAACCAAGUUUUGCAGAGUCUGUUGCCCACGCCUUCUAGAAUCCUUCAAUCAAUGCAACCCCAGGUCAAUGUUUCAAUUAACCCACCAGUUCAGGUGGGAACUUCCUCUGCUAUAAAGCAGCAAAUGCAGCCUUCUUUCUUACAACAAGCUGGGCCAGUUGCGUCUACGAAUUUUACAUAUAAUAAUCAGCUGGGGACAGCAAAUACAAGCUAUCCUCCUCCUCCAUCAAUGCGUCCCCCAUUAUUGGAACAAGGUUUUCAGGGAAACCCUUCAGCAGCUUCUGGGGUCUUGGAUAAUACAAAUAAAGACUCUCGACGACCACAGGCUCCUAAUAGUUCAUCUUUGAUUACCAGACCAGCUUACUCUUCAGGUUUACCUGAGGAGAAGAGGGGGGCAGCUAACAAUCUAGAUCUUCUGAGUCGGCCAUCAAAAAUGACAAGGCUAAAUGAUGGAAUUAGUUAUGCCUUGCCUGAUGCGAGUGUAUCUAUGCCCCAGUCAGGACCCUCAAUUCAAAUUUCAGUUGCAGCAGAAACGUCAAACCCUGAUAAACAAGCUAGUCAGGCGGAGCUUCCCUCAGACGUUGAGUCUGCCUUGCUGCAACAAGUACUGAGUCUCACUCCUGAACAAUUAAGUUCACUUCCACCAGAUCAGCAGCAGCAGGUGAUUCAGCUCCAACAGAUGCUUCGGCAGCCAACAUAGCCAAACCAUUUUUACGCAAAGAUGACCUCAGAUACACCUGCAAGCUGAGUUUCUUUGCCCCUCUGGAAUAUUUGUGCAGAAGGGCAUGUUGUGUCUUGGAUCAUUUUCCAUAUUGUAAAGUGAUUGAUUUCAGAAGGAUCUAGCAUAGGAUUAUCAAAUACACUAGAGUGUAUUACAUUCAUGUAACGGUUAUGAGCAGGUUGUUUUUACAAGAUAAAUGAAAGAAAAGAGGAAUUUUGUGGCUUCAGUUGUACUCUAGCAUUAGAUAUUUAAGAGGCAUCUUCUUCAUUUCCCAACUAUGUUUCAGCUGCAAGUUAUUUGUUUAGUUUUUUUGUUAAUGGAACUCCUGCCUUAGUGAUACUAAACAUAUUUAUUCCUAUUAUUGUUCUGAAGCACCCUAUAAAA
Messenger RNA from Solanum dulcamara, 2084 nucleotides. Its product is annotated as cleavage stimulating factor 64. Lineage: Eukaryota; Viridiplantae; Streptophyta; Magnoliopsida; Solanales; Solanaceae. Gene Ontology annotation, cellular component: mRNA cleavage and polyadenylation specificity factor complex. The record is from RefSeq and is a predicted model, not a curated record. The coding region runs from base 150 to 1679 and encodes 509 amino acids. The transcript has 10 exons. Gene Ontology annotation, molecular function: mRNA binding. Gene Ontology annotation, biological process: mRNA 3'-end processing.